AAUGGCGGUCUGUAUUGCACCGGCAGUAACUCGACCGGUCAGCUUGGCCUAGGAACAAAUCUGACGGAACUCUACACGCCGAAGCUUCUUCCACGUGGCGCUCUUCGAAGCGAGAAGAUCUCGCGAGUCUCUUGCGGAGAAAGUCACACCGCCGUCGUCACUGAGUCCGGUAAACUUUACACGUGCGGCGACGGAAGGCACGGGAAAUUAGGGCUGGAGGAGAACGAGAACAACGUCCACGAACUGACAUUCGUUCAGAGAUACAAGGAGCUCUUCGUUUCCAAUGUAAUUACGUUCACACCUGUUGUCAUUAUUGGUGUAAUAACUUUAUACAAAUUACGGAUAAUCCUUUUCUUCAACUUUCCAAAGGUCGCGUGCGGUGGCUGUCACACGAUCUUGGUCGGCCAAAGACGCGAAACGAAUAAUCGUUCGCAGAGGGAGGACAACUCGCAAGUGGAGCACAUUCAGAAAAGAAAUCCGCUGCCGCCGUUAAAAUUAAACAGGCGGCAAAGCGAGACUCUCGAUGAACACGUUGGUGAGACAACGAAAAGGAAAAACAGCACCGAAUCUGUGACAAAUGGAACUGUGGAAGCGUCUUUGGAGAAAAUCGAAGAGACUGACAAAGGCAACGUCGGCAGUGACGUUACCGAUCCCACGAAUGACGUCGAGAAGUCCGACAGUCCGGAGAAACGUACGAGCGAGCAACCAGAGGAAAAGUCGUCGAACGAAGAAGAAAACGCGGGAACGACACUGGCUAAUACGAGAGAGUCCGAAGAAUCGGAGAGACAAGAUGAAAAUUCGGAACUGAGGACAGAAGAGGAAGCGCCGCCGACAAAGACAGAUGCCGAGAACAACGUUCAGGAGGAAGAGAAGUCCGAAUCGAUGAACGACGAGAAGGAUAACAAAGAAAACGAGAGCAACGAGACCAGCGUGAAAGCAAGGGAAAAUUCGGCGGAGAACAACGAAGAGAUGAACAAGGAUAACGACGAUAGCCUGGAGAAUAAAGAUGAAACGGACAGCAACAAAGAUGCGAAAGAGUCGAUGCAGGAAUCGGACAAUGGCGACGAUGCUAAGCGAGAGACGAGCCCGAAAGAAGAAACGUCACCUUCGGAUUCUACGCCGCCGCCAAAGCCGCCGAGACUGAAGUCCGGAAGUGGAAAUUCCUCCGCCGAGAGGGCGUCGUCGAUGGAGAAAGAAGACGACGAAGAAGGAAACGAGAACGAAGGGAAGACGGAAGAUAUCCCGGUGAAGAAGUCAGACGCAACUGAAGAGGACGAGCUUUCGGGAGGGAAAGAGGAGUCAGGGUCGACGAAACCCGCGACGAGAAGCGGAAGUACUAAAUCGGCGAGGUCGGCAGUGGCUGCGGAGGAGACGAUAGAAAUCGACAAUCAAAACGACAAAGACAGAGUUGUCGAAGAGGAAAAGGUGAACAGUGACAAUGCGCAGGAUGAUGCUGACGUCGUGCAGUCACCACCACCAAAAACUGGUAAGCAAGGCAAUUGAAAAACGUGAAAUAUGUGAAUAUUAACCUUUUGCACUCGGCUGUACUUUCUGAGGGCGACUUAAAUCUAGCCAAUUCCUUUUUUUAAUUUGCUGAUUUAAUUAUAACGAAUGUAUACAUUUGGUGUCGUACGAUGCGAUAUAUAGUAAUACUAGUAAUAGAUAAUAAUAUAAUAUGCAAAAAUAAUAUACUAUAAUAUAUACUAUAAUAUAAUAUAUACUAUAUAGUAUAUAGUAUAUUAUAUUAUAUAUUAUAAUAUACUAAUAUACUAUAUUAUAAUAUAAUAUAUUAUAGUAUACUAAUAUAGCAUAUUAUAGUAUAAUUAUAGUAUAUUAGUACAUUAUAAUAGUAUACUAAUAUACUAUUAUAAUUAUAGUAUAUUAUAAUAGUAUACUAAUAUACUAUUAUAAUUACAGUAUAUUAGUAUACUAUAAUAUAUAUUAUAGUAUACUGUAUAGUAUAUAGUAUAUUAUAGAAUAUUAUAAUCUACUAUAAUAUACCAUAUAUUAUAUAUUAUACUAUAUAAUAUACUAUAAUAUAAUAUACUAUAAAAAGAUAAUAUACCAUCUAUCUAAUACAAAGAUAAUAUAGAUCUUAAAAAAAAGAUCUAUAAUAAUACAUAGACAAUAGUGUAAAAAUAAGUAGUAUAAUAUCUGAUAAGAGACGCCUAGAGUGAAAGCUAUAAACAACCACGUGAGAAGAACAAGAGAAUUUCAGAAAGAAGAAAUUUCUGAUGUGACAAUUGAUCUCUCUGACUCAAUAAUUCACAUAAUUCGGAAUAAUUCAAAAUAGACUAGACUUCUUAUUGCUUCCUACGAAAGUUUAAAAAAAUGGCCAAUGAUGUUAUUCUUUUAGACAAUAUUAUACUUGUUCUAGCAAUGCACGUUGAUGACUGCUUUAAAUUCAAACGAUAUCAAAGAAAGAUAUAAUUAGCAAAAUUUCGUGUUAAAUACCAUUUGCUGUGCCAUUCUAUUCGAAGCGAUACUUCGUAAAUAAAUUGCUGGUAGAUGAUACAGGAGAACGUUUGUCGAGAGCAAAGGGUUAAACUAUGUUUACAGUUUAUGUAAUUAAAUCUAGAGAUUUCCAAUGCUACGAGACUACAAAACUUCUGGCGUUGCGUUAACAUUAAAUCUAUUUAUAUUUCAUUUUGAAGGUAGAAUAUCGAAGAUAUUUAGAAGUAAAAAGCCACAGGCAAUGGAGAAUGGCACCAAGACGUCCGGCAUUGUGAAUCAAAAAUCUAAAGUAAGUUUCAGUAAAUUUCAUUUUUCAAUAGUACACGUAUCUUCCGCGUCCGUGUCGUAGACCCUAAUCUAUCGAUUCUUUUCAUUUUCCAGUCGAAAACCUGCACAAUCCUA
Heterotrigona itama is the source of this 2856-nucleotide messenger RNA. The record is from the annotation of a GenBank genome assembly. NCBI's taxonomy places the organism in Eukaryota, Metazoa, Arthropoda, Insecta, Hymenoptera, Apidae.